This is a messenger RNA of Pundamilia nyererei, 737 nucleotides long. Its product is annotated as protein DBF4 homolog B-like. NCBI's taxonomy places the organism in Eukaryota, Metazoa, Chordata, Actinopteri, Cichliformes, Cichlidae. The transcript is spliced from 5 exons. Gene Ontology annotation, molecular function: protein serine/threonine kinase activator activity. Gene Ontology annotation, cellular component: Dbf4-dependent protein kinase complex. The coding region runs from base 72 to 737 and encodes 221 amino acids. The record is from RefSeq and is a predicted model, not a curated record. Gene Ontology annotation, biological process: regulation of cell cycle phase transition; positive regulation of nuclear cell cycle DNA replication.
UUCAACUUUUGAUUUCACACUGAUUGAAAAGCACCUGAAGGCAGCGUCAGACCGGAUGUUACGCCGUCUUCAUGUCCGCACGUCCUCCAGUGUUUUUGAAAAAGCGGCGGUUACAGCUUCGCCGGCUUGUUGACGAAGCGAUAGCAGUUUUUUUUUCCGCUUCUCUCCAGCACAGGAACAAAACACAAGCUCCUGGUGCUUGUGACAGCCUUUACUGCACCAGGAUCAUGCAACAGCAGCAGUAUUCAAAAGAACGUGGAUAUGGGCUCCUGGGGAAGCUGUGUCUUGGGCCAAAAAAGCUGGAGGGAAAGACCUUCUACCUGGACAAUGUGAAGAAACAGCCAACAGUCCUGCUUUUGGAAUCCAUCUCUCUUUUUGGAGGGAGGGUCGAGAGUUUUCUACACAAGGAUGUAAACUUUGUUGUGACUGGAAACAAAGAAGGCCUGGACAAGAAGAGUAUUGUUUCCAAGGGUGGGGCAAGUCAAUCAGCCCAACAACUAAUUAAGCAGCGGGACAACGGCCUCAUCAAGCAGCGACCUGGAACUCCCAGGCCAAUGGCUUGCAGCAGUCGAGGGAAAGCGCUGCUCGAAAAAGCCAUUCGCAACAAUGAACGACUGCAGGGAAGCAGUGUUUUGUCCAGUGCUCGAUCAUGGGGAGUCAAGAUUUUGCAUGUGGAUGGUAUCCUUUUGACUAAAUUUAAUGGAAUUUCACAACACACCAUGAUUAACAUGCAGUGA